UGCAUCCAGCAUGCAGCAGACACUGACCUAGACAGUGGCAAUUUAGCUAUGGUUAAGAUGAUGACAAAUCUCCGCUGUGCCAGAGAUCUGCAGGAAAUGAGAAUUAAAAAGAAAUACAGGCAAAAUAUUAGCUCACAGCCAGGCAGUCUCUAUGUCAUUAAAACAUCUGCCAGAAAUAGAAUAUCUCUGAAAACUGCAGUGGAAGAGAAAUCGCCUCGUUUUUAUCCUGCGGAAGAGCUUUACACAUACGGUGUUUCGAAACACUGCAUGCAAGUUAACAGCACAAAUGCUGAAUCUUUCCAGUUUCUCAUCAACGACUUUUUCAGUAAGGAGUAUUUAUUAGCUGGAAAUGGGAUGCAGCUGGCUGAUGGAGGAUGGCUAAUACCUACAGAUGAGGGAAAAGCUGGAAAAACAGAGUUUUACAGAGCCCUCUGUGACACUCCUGGUGUGGAUCCCAAGCUAAUAACAGAGGCCUGGGUCUACAAUCACUAUAGGUGGAUUGUGUGGAAACUGGCAGCCAUGGAAGUGUCUUUUCCAUGUGAAUUUGCUAACAGAUGUUUGACACCAGAAACAGUGCUGCUGCAGUUGAAAUACAGGUAUGAUUUGGAAGUUGAUAAAAGCAAACGAUCAGCAAUCAAAAAAAUAACAGAAAGAGAUGAUGCAGCAGGUAAAACACUUGUACUGUGUAUUUCUAAAAUCAUAUCACUGGACACCGUUGUAUCUUCUAGCAGUAGCAAUAACAAUGUGGAAAGUAAAAAAGCAGCAGCAAUAAUUGAAGUUACUGAUGGCUGGUAUGGGAUUAGAGCUCUUCUGGAUCCACCUCUCAAAGCUUUCUUGCAUAGAAGAAGGCUGACUGUUGGUCAGAAGAUCAUAGUGCACGGAGCAGAACUCGUUGGCUCUCAGAAUGGAUGUACGCCACUGGAAGCCCCAGAUUCCCUUAUGCUAAAGUGGGUGGAAAAAACAUCAGCUGGUUCAUACGUGUUUCGUAACAGUCGAGCUGAAGAAAGGGAAGCUGCCAAGCAUGCAGAAGAUCAACAAAAGAAACUGGAAGCUCUGUUUGCAAAAAUCCAAGCAGAAUAUGAAAAGCAUGAAGCCUUAACUAGCAAUACCAGCCUUCAGCAAUCCCAGGCCUUGGAGACCAGGGGAAAGUCUGGAGCAAGGAAGACAUACCCUUGGUGGAAGAGGAUCAAGUUAGACACUACUUACAUAAACUGGGCAUACGGAUACCUCAGUGAAGACCAAUUAAAAGCUUUGAAUGCUCACAGGCAGCUGAUGAAUGAUAAAAAGCAAACUCAGAUACAGGAAGAAUUCAAAAAGGCUUUAGAGUCGGCAGAACAGGAAGAAAAUGGUUGUUCCAAAAGAGAUGUGUCUACUGUGUCACAGGAGGUGCUGGCACAGAUUUUCUUUCCACGAAAGGCUCUAAAGUUCACCAGUUUGUCAGAUCCCUCUUUUCAGCCACCGUGCGCUGAAGUUGAUUUAGUUGGAGUUGUAGUUUCUGUUAGCAGAACAGGUUUCACUACUAUGGUGUACUUAUCUGAUGAAAGCUGUAAUUUAGUGGCAGUAAAGAUCUGGGCAGAUCUCAGACACUUCGCUAUCGAAGAUAUAGUUGUGCGCUGUUCGUUCAUUUCUGCAAGCAAUCUCCAGUGGCAGUCUGAAUUCAGGUCAGAAAUUCCUGUGCUGUUGGCUGCGGAGCUUUCUGUAUUCUCAGCCUGUCCAAAGGAAACCUAUCUUCAAGAGAAGGUUAACGAACUGAGAAGCUUGAUAGAGAUCUCUUCUAAAAUGGAAAUAAAGCAUCCAAGCCCUUUGUCAACCAGCACACCGAAUACGAAACUUGUCACACAAGGGUCAGCCAAAACGCCUUCCUCUGCUACAAUUAAUCAAGACCAUCCCAAAAACAGCAAGAAGAGAAAAGCUAUGGACCUCCUCAGCUGCAUACCUGCCCCUCCACCACUCACACCACUGUGUUCAAUAAUUUCUCCAUCUUUAAAAAAAGCAUUUCAGCCUCCACGAAGUUUGGGUUUACAGCGUAGCAAGUCAUCAAAAGAAACAAAUCAGAGUAUUGGUCAUGUCACCCCCUGUAGAAAAUGGAGGGAAACUGUCCAUCUUCCUGAGAAUGACCUGGUUGCUGAUGAAGAACUUGCGAUGAUUAACACACAAGCCCUCAUGAAUAAUGUAGCAGAAAAGAAGAUUGAUUGUGUACAUGAAAACAGCAAUACAACAGCUAGUAAUUUAUCUGGUGAUCUUUUGCCCCAAAAUAGUUCCAGGUCUACUGGGGAAGCAAAUAACUCAUCAAAAAGCAGUUCUGAAGUAGCUGAGGCUGUUCAGAAGGAUACAAAGGAACCUGAGGAGUCGCUACCAGCCCGCAGAAUGCUACAAAGACAAAAACCCCGAAAAUGCUACUAA
Molecule: messenger RNA, 2403 nt
Organism: Leptosomus discolor (cuckoo roller)
Lineage: Eukaryota; Metazoa; Chordata; Aves; Leptosomiformes; Leptosomidae
Source: RefSeq, a predicted model, not a curated record